Triticum turgidum subsp. durum (durum wheat) is the source of this 657-nucleotide messenger RNA. The record is from the annotation of a GenBank genome assembly. NCBI's taxonomy places the organism in Eukaryota, Viridiplantae, Streptophyta, Magnoliopsida, Poales, Poaceae.
AUGGCAACAUCACAUAUGACCACCACCGUCUUCUCUGCCAUCGUCAUCAUUCUUCUUUCCUCAGCCAUGGCCGCUCAGAGCAGCGGCGAUGUCGGUGGCAAGAAGCCCAAGCCUACUGACUUCAUGCUGGAAGCGUGCAAGAAUGCCUCGAACUGGUCCAAGAGCUACAACGAAGGUUACAACUACGUGACCGCGGAAUUUUGCAUCUCGACCCUCCUCUCCGACAACCGGAGCGCCGACGCCAAGGACCGUCGCGACUUGGCGCUCAUACCCGUCGACAUCCUCAAGGAGCGUGUUGUCACCGCCGGUGGCAACGUCAAGAAGAUGCUGCACAGCACCAAGAACAGCACGUCGACGACAGCACGCCAUCUCAGAAUCUGCGAGCUGGACUACACGGCCACCGCGGGCAUCCUCAGCUUCUGCGACGCCUUGAUGAGGGACUACCAGGGUGACAGGAGAAGCGAGGACGAAGACAACGACGGGCCCCUAAACUUCGAGCUGCCUGAAUGUGUGGACGAGGCGAACGAGGCCUGGGGCUACUGCGGGCUUGCUCUUCUUCAUAUACCGGGGGCGGAGGCGCUGGUCAAGGAAGGCGAUGAACUACAGAUGCUGAUGAAUCUCAGCAUUGCCUUGCUAUCACCAUACAGAGAUUCAUGA